UAGUAUGGGCUUGCCCAUAGAGCACACGAAGAAGAGAUAGAUAGAAGAGAGUGCGGUGGGGUUUUUUCUUUUCUUUUGUUACCUAGCUAUGGCACCCAGGACGACAACGCGACUCGACAGAGGGAUUCUUCUCCGAUAGCCGUGCAAGAUCGAGCGCCCGGGCGGCGCCUCGCCUCGAUCGAUCAUUCGGUCUUUCCAUCGGCAUCGAUCGGCUUCUUUUCUCUCGCGAUCGAUCGCGUUCUUUUUUUCCUCUCUCUCUCUCUUUCUUGUGAAAUCUCCCGUUCUUGGCGCCGAUCUUCCUUGUUUUCUGCGAAAUAUCGAGCUGGCUGACGCUCGAUCUCACGGAAUUGGCCGAAAUUCUCCGAGUCUUUGUCCUCUCACUCACGCUACUUCGACAGCUCGAGAUUUUUGGUUCUUCUUUCCUUUCUUUCUUGCCAGGGAUCUCAGUCUUCUCUCUCGCAGCUCCUGAGUGACUCCAAAUCGAGAUUGCAGAGAGAGCGCUGGAUCAUUCUCUUAUGAGACGACAACGCUCAGUUCAUCAAGGGUUGACAAGCCUCUCUGAUAAUGCUGAAUCACGAUCGAGAUAGAAAGAGACGUCAACAAUUUCGUGCACUGAGAGGAGACUUCACACGCCACGAUCGCAAGGACGAGGAGAGCCAAGAGCUAGCGCUGCGUGCCUCCUCGUUCCAUCGUAAGUAUGAGCAGAUAAUGAGCUACACACAAGACGAUCUACAUGGUUGCGGUCGCUUGGGCAAAGUAACAGCGGACUCUCUCAAGGAAGAAGAAGCUAGCUUGAUCCGGAAGAGAAAAGCAGCAUGGAAUUCAUGGCCAUGGAGCAACUUUGACGGCGGUGAUGGUGCACAAGGAUCGAGACCAUACAGCAGUGUCAACAAAAAAUUCAAGCAAGUAGAAGCAGCAAGGAGCUCGUCAAGUCCUGGAUCUAACAGCUCGGAGAUCACCACCGAUCAGUACAUGGCAGCAGAGAGCUCCAAGUCGAGCUGCUUUGAUGAUGCUUGCACACUAGCGACCACCGCCGGGCAGGGUUCCAGGAAUUUAGUAGGCGAUCAGGGAGGAGGAGGGGAAUUAGGAGCUUCCACUUUGGACCCAGCUCAAGCUUACAAAACCUUCCGGGACGUGGACUUCCAUCACGGUGGCUCUCUAUCACUCGUAACGCAGCAGUCCCAGCAGGCGAGAGAGAAGCUCUUCCCUGGUUUCAGUUCCAGGGAAGAAGGCCAACAGUUUAUAUCUCAGACUGUGGUGAAGGCCGAGGAUCGCGAAGCUAUAGCUCGAGGGGAGGAGUUCCGUCACGACAGCAGCGCCAGUAGACAACGGGCAGGGGAAGGCAUUGAUUACUACAACGAUUCAUGGCUCCAACUGGGACUCGGUCCCAGCAGCAGUGGCGCCACUCCAACAAAGGCCGGGCAGGAGAUUGCGAGCCCGGAAGCGAGCGAAUAUCCGGGGGAUGAUCAAGACUUCGAGGCUCCUGGUGAUGUCUCGAUACAACCGAAACCAGUGCUGCAUUUAUUUCCCUCGGAGUCGGUUCAUCAGAUACCGGAGUACAGUCCCCACAGUCCUCUGAGAAUGCCGUCAUCACAGUUUGCUGGUCAUGGCGAAACUUCUUCCAGCAGCGACUUCUACUUUGGGGGAGGAGCUCAUGUACCUCCCGUGAGAUUUGACAGCAGAGAGGCGGCUUACAGGGAACACGAGGUCGCCGGUUUGCUCAAGUCGAUGAAAGAAGCUCCCAGCACGCAGCUGAUGACAUCUUAUAGCACCAGCAAUGCAGCCACUCCUUAUGCUGCGACCACCACCGAUGCUGCGAGAUAUAUCGAUCAGCAGCGACGGCUGAGUAUGUUUGCGGAGUCGCUGGUCCCCUACCACGAUCAAAGGGCGGCAUCGCUUUCGGAUCCACCGGUGCAUCACGGAGGUUAUGGCGGUGAUGGCAGUUUUCCGAGCUCCCAGCUCGGUCAGUUCGAGGAUAGGCGCUUCCUUUGCGGAAGCUAUAAUGCCCCGGCUACUGCAACGUUGAGUCACGGGAAAAGAUCGCACCAGGACGUUGCUAUCUCCUGGAAGACCGAAGGCCUUCCUCUAUUUGCUCCGGCGCGACCAGAUAGCGUCUACGUUCCUGCGCCAUCGCCAUUCCAUGCGACGUCUCGGUUGCUGCCCAGCCAGCCACCUCAUGAAGACUGGCAAGCUUUGAUAAAGAGGCUUGGUGGCAGCAUGCAAAUUCAGUCGCUUUUCCCAAAAGCUGCCGAGGAGGACUUGCAGCAGCAGCAGCAGCAGCAGCGCUCGAGAAGCAACUUGCGGGACCUUCAAGAGCAGUGGAGCAACCAGGAGAUGAAACCAGCGGCCUGGUCAAGGCAUCACGUCCUGGGUGGCCAGGAAAUGAUGAAAACCAUGCCACCAUUCAACUUUCCUGCGUUUGAGGGGCGGGUGCCGGCACCACCGAACGUCCAACAAGGCUGGCACUCGCAUUCUUCGGCAGCGAGUCUACCAUUCUUCCAGCACCUGGCUGCUGCGGAUGGGUCAUCCUCGAGGGAGCGACGGAAUUUCUCUCCACCGGUCGUCAGAGACCACGACCUCUGGUUCUUCCUACGUGCUGGAGAGAAUCAGGACAGCGAGCAGUGGUUGCCACAAGUUCCCAAAGGCUACCUGCGGGUCAAGGAUGGAGCGGUACCUGUUUCCCAUGUCAAGAAGUACUUGGUGCACAAGCUGGGAUUAUCGUGCGAGUCAGAGGUGGAGAUCUCAUGCAGAGGCCAGCUACUGCAGCCGGGCUUGUCGCUACAGCAUGUGCGUGAUGUUAUUUGGCACUCGAGUGCGGCAGCAGCAGAAGCAGGAGCAGCAGCAGAUGAGCAAAGCCCAGCAUCAAUGACUGCAACAACACCAACAGCAACAGCAACAACAACAUCAGGAGGAAUAAUAUCAUCAUCAGCCACAACUGCUACACCAUCACCACCUCCUCCUUCAGGAAGGAGCAUUGUCAUGGAGCUGAAUUACAGGAGGCAACCACACCAAUUUGGGCCACCACCACCACCACCACUCCCAACAUCAUGAACAAGAGCAGCAGCAAAAAGCUUCACAGAAAACAUCUCACAAGACAAACAGAGACACCAUCUGUAAUUUUGGUCACAAUGAUUUUCAAAAAAUGGAAGAGAAUAUUCACAUUGU
Messenger RNA from Selaginella moellendorffii, 3165 nucleotides. RefSeq lists its product as uncharacterized. Gene Ontology annotation, biological process: multicellular organism development. The transcript has 5 exons. The record is from RefSeq and is a predicted model, not a curated record. Bases 565 to 3051 code for a protein of 828 amino acids. Lineage: Eukaryota; Viridiplantae; Streptophyta; Lycopodiopsida; Selaginellales; Selaginellaceae.